AAGCAACUACCGGAAGUGCCGGCCCUGAGAGGUGGAGUCCGGGCGGCGGCGGCCGUUGCCUGGAGCCCGCGCUGCCGCCUGAGACCGAUAAUAUGGCCGGGAGGAGGAGGAGAAGGCGGCGGUGGACCGAGCUGCUCUCUUUCAGUACCAGUUGAACCGUUUGCUUCCUGACAAGGCCCGUGGUGAGGGAACGAAAGUGCUACUGUGUUGCCUACACUGUUCUGUGUCAUGGGGAUUCAGCCGUGAGCAAGACUCGGAAAGUACCUGUGCUUAUGGAGCUUACGAUUUGGUGGAGGAAGACAGACAAAAGCCAAGGAAAUAAACAAGAUAAUUUCAGAUAGUGUGUGGUUGUGGGAAGAUGGAGGAAUAUGAGAAGUUCUGUGAGAAAAGUCUUGCCAGAAUCCAAGAGGCAUCACUAUCCACAGAGAGCUUUCUACCUGUUCAGUCUGAAAGCAUUUCACUUAUUCGCUUCCAUGGAGUGGCUGUGCUUUCUCCACUGCUUAAUAUUGAGAAAAGAAAGGAAAUGCAACAAGAAAAACAAAAAGCACUUGAUGUAGAAGCAAGAAAGCAGGUUAAUAGGAAGAAAGCUUUACUGACUCGUGUCCAGGAGAUUCUUGAAAAUGUUCAGGUUAGAAAAGCACCUAAUGCCAGUGAUUUUGAUCAGUGGGAGGAUGAAACAGUUUACUCUAAUUCAGAAGUCAGAAACUUGAAUGUUCCUGCUACCUUUCCAAAUACCUUGCCAAGCUCUACUGAACCCUCUACUUUAGCAAAGUUUGAAAAGAUAACUGGAAUUUUGCCAUUGAAUAAUGAGGACCAAUUUAAAUCUAAUGGAAUAGACUUAGCUAGGGAUUCCGAAAAACUUAAUUUUCUAAAGCAAGGUGGUAGUUCAAAUAUUGGUCAUACAGAAAAUGAAGCUUCUCUGAAGACCUCAGCAACCCCACAAGAGACUCUUAUUUCUGGUGGUCUCCUCCCAAAAAAUGAAGAACAGAAUCCAUCACUUUUGGAAGAAGUUACUCCAGAUCCCUACUUAAUGAGUCUCCAGAACCUGAUGAAAAAGUCAAAGGAAUAUAUAGAGAGAGAACAAUCUAGACGCAGUCUGAGAAAUAGUGCAAAGGGAAGUGUUAAUGAGAGUCAUUCAGACAAAGAAAAUGAUGCUGUUAAAGUGACUGACUGUGUAAAGGAGAAGACCCAGUUUAUGGGCAAACACUGUAGUUCAGUGAUUCCUGAUAAACCAAGCCUUAAUAAAUCAAAUGUUCUUCUCCAAGGUGCUUCUGCUCAAACAAGCAGCAUGAACACAGCAGUUUCGGGUAGUUUUUCUAAAGCAGACAUAGCUGUGGGAACUGGCCACCCCACUGUUUCAGAUCCUGAUUUUGAUUUUAAAGUCAUUCCCACUUUUGUUACUGAAAAUAAUGUUAUCAAAAGUCUUACUAGUUCAUAUGCCAAAUUACCUAGCCCAGAGCCAAGCCUGAGUCCUAAAAUGCAUCGAAGGCGUUCUAGGCCAUCAUCAGCAUAUAAUAUACUUAUAAAUAAUCCAGUAAAUGCUUGUGAAUUAAGUCCUAAAGGAAAAGAACAGACAGUAGACUUAGUUGUUCAAGAUACUGAUGAAAAAACAAGCGUACCUGAAACGGUGCCAAAGUUACCAACUGAUUUAACAGGAGUUUGUUCAAGCAAGGUUUAUGUCAGCAAAAAUACAUCUGAAGCUAUACAAGAAAUGGUUCUAAGUAAUUCAAAUCAGGUAUGUCAAUCUUCAGGAAAUCAAUUAGAAAAUAAAGUUAUUCAUGGACUUGCUAUUGUGGAAGGUCAAUUAACAUCUGAUGGAAGAGUUCCACACAAAAUGGACAGUACAAGUACUGCAAUGCCAAGUUUGCAUGAACCAUAUACCACUGGUCCAUGUAUAGCAAGUCAAAACUUUGGAACCCUGAGUGGACUCAAAUCAGCCAGUGUGUUAGAGAAAAGCUGCAGUUUACAAAUGGAACUGAAUAAGUCUUAUGAUGUAAAAAACCCAUCUCCUUUACUGAUGCAAAACCAGAAUGCCAGACAGCAGAUGGACACCCCUACAGUGUCCUGUGGAAAUGGACAAUUUUUGGAUAACAGUUUUGAGAAAGUUAAACGGAGACUUGAUUUAGAUAUGGAUAGUUUGCAAAAAGAAAACUGCCCAUAUGUCAUAACAGCUGAACAGGAAAGGCAACAUUUGCCAGAAAAAAUAUGCCCUACAGGAUCUGUCUACAUCAACAAGAAUAAAAUGUUAGAAAGUAUUUCUAGAGAAGAUGAGGAAAUAUUAAGAAGCAAGAUGUUAGCAUUUGAAGAAAUGCGGAAGAGACUAGAAGAACAGCACGCCCAGCAGUUAUCACUACUCAUAGCUGAGCAGGAGAGGGAACAGGAAAGAUUGCAAAAGGAAAUAGAAGAACAGGAAAAAAUGUUCAAAGAGAAGAAAGUGAUUACAGCGGAAGCCUCUGAAUUGGAUAUUAACAAUACAGUGGACUUAGAAUGGAGAAAAAUAAGUGACUCCAGUUUGCUAGAAACAAUGCUUUCUCAAAUGGACUCACUCCAUACUUCAAAUUCCAAUAGUUCUGGUUUCACAAAUUCUGCCCUACAACAUAGCUUUGGUUCUGUAAAUGAAGCACCAUUCUACCUCUGGGGAUCAUCAACUAGUGGCUUGACCAAACCCUCCGUAACAAGGCCUUCUGUAAGAGCCACAACUAAAUGGUCUCAGGCUUUCAGUCCAGAAGUACAAGCAAAAUUUAAUAAAAUAACUGCUGUGGCAAAAGGAUUUCUUACUCGUAGGCUUAUGGAGACAGAUAAAUUGAAGCAACUUCGACAAACUGUAAAAGACACUAUGGAAUUCAUAAGAAGUUUUCAGUCAGAAGCACCAUUAAAGAGAGGAGUUGUUUCAGCCCAGGAUGCUUCUCUUCAGGAAAGAGUGCUGGCUCAGUUGCGGGCUGCCCUGUAUGGUAUUCAUGAUAUAUUCUUUGUAAUGGAUGCAGCUGAAAGAAUGUCUAUUCUACAUCAUGACCGAGAAGCUCGCAAAGAGAAAAUGCUCAGGCAAAUGGAUAAAAUGAAAAGUUCACGAGUGUCUCUUUCCGCUGCAACACAGAAGUCUCUUGAUAGGAAGAAGUAUAUGAAAGCUGCUGAAAUGGGAAUGCCAAAUAAGAAAUUCCUGGUUAAACAAAACCCUUCUGAAGCAAGAGUUCUUCAUGAAAACCAAGGACAGAAUGCUCCUGUUCAUAGGCUACUUAGUAGACAAGGAACCCCUAAGACAUCAGUGAAGGGGGUUGUGCAAAAUAGACAGAAGUCUUCACAGAGCAGAGUGCCUAACAGAGCGCCUGUUUCAGGAGUAUAUGCAGGAAAAAUCCAAAGAAAGCGGCCAAAUGUUGCGACAAUUUAAGAAGACAACAUUCAUUAGGAUAAAAGCGGGGGAGGGUUCCAUCCAUAUUAUUGUCCAUGCCCAAGACUUUCAUUUCACCCUGGACUGUUUACACAGACAAAGUGAUGUCAAAGGGCUGAAUAAUUAUGUGGGUAAUAUGGUCAGUCUGGCUAAUUCCUUCCCACACCCCCAUUUUCCUUUUAAUAUUAGGUUUGGGUGAAGACAAAUUAGUAUUUAGUUAAUUGACUCAUCUCUAUGCUUAAUCUGUACAAACAUAAGUUUGUUUUAUGUACCCAUAUGUCUGUUGAGAACUUUUUGUAAAAUUAAAAGGAUAUUUGGGUUUAUAUUUAUAAAAUACUGAAAAGGUGUGAUAAAAUAUAGGUUCUGAAAUAUAAAUUUCAUUCAUCUCUGCAUACUGAUUGCUGAAUUUGAUGUAUUAGAUGCUGUUCUAUUCAAGGGGAAAUUAUUGCAGAAAAAUGUUUUCUCCCAGUUUUGUAAAAACUGAUUAAUCUCUCAGCCUUCAUAUUCUUGGUCUUACAGGAUAACCACGUAGAAUAAAACAUUUGCCUGCUCAUUGUAGGUCCACCUAACAUUUACCACAGAAGUAUCUGGGGAUCACCCUUUUGGUCAUAAGCACACAUUUCUCUCAACAGCUAGUCAUCUUACAGAAAUGUUAGGUUUGAUGUUUGUUGUCCCAGUACUCUUAGAAACAUUUCUGCUGAAUUAUAAAAUCUUUCUGUAGAGGGUGACAACUUUGGUGAAGACAGUACAGUCUUCUUGAAUGUAGUGGCAUGCAUUAAUGUUACAUUCAUCUCUGUAACAUAGAAUGUUGCAUGCAGUUUUGUGUUCCAUUUAGUCUGUAUAUUUUGUUCCUUCAGAGUCUGCUUUUUCUAGCAUGCUUGAUUUAGGAGAGAACAAAGGGCUAUACAACAUAAUAAGAAGGUCAGAUUUUCAAAUGGGAUAGUAAUAUUAUCUAGUUGAAAUUCUGCAUUAUUUAAGAAGCACUGCCUUUUAAAGUUUUUCGUCACUAACAUAUUCAUUUAAAAUAUAAACCAAAAAAUGUUAAUAAGGGACUAUGAUUUUAUGAAAGAGAAUGCCACUGUUGAUUUAUGAUAGCAUUUCCAAAAAGGGCUUUAUGCUUCUCACAUAAAAUUGGGACUGUGUACAUUUAACCUGUCUGAAUUUUUAAAAGAUACUGGUGUUUGAAAAUGUAGCCUAUAUAUAUUCCUAAUAUUCUUUAAAGAAUGGAGAUAAAGACUGUUUUCUUUGCUUUUCUGUUCUAUUUAAAAUAUAACCUUUAACCUUUACCAUGGACAGAAAGUGAUAACCUAUUCUGUCCGGGCAUAAACUUUAUUGAGAUGUAUCAUUUGUUGAAUGAGUAAACCAGGAAGUUAAAAGACAGGUAAAAUGUCUGAGUUACCAAUUUUUUUAUUUGUAGGCAAGAAUAUCAAAUUAUCUUAAUAUGAUAAAUUAUGCUUUAUCGUUCUGAAACCUCAGGAGACAGAUUGCUCAUAUCAUUGUGGAUCUUUCCAGUAAGAAAGAUACUAAAAGUUUUGUGUACACUAAUACAAAUUAGCUAAAAGAAAUAGUAUGUUUUGGAGAAAGUUAAAACUAGUUUUAGAUUAAGGAUGAGAAACUUGAGUAUGUUGUUUUUUUUUAAGAUAGAGCAUGUGUGUUUUAUACCUUGUUUAAAUGUUCACAGCUUUUCUCAUAAAAGUGCCAGACAUUGUUUUUGUGCUUUUAAUGGAUUUUUACUUACAUGCAUUAUUUUUUUAAUAUUUACUUUGAAGUGGAAUGUUCAUUAAUGUGAAUUGUAUUUAUUUUUAUACUUUAAUUUUCAUUAGUUUUGCUUCUAGGAAAAAGACAAAAUAAAC
Myotis brandtii (Brandt's bat) is the source of this 5238-nucleotide messenger RNA. RefSeq names its product centriolar coiled coil protein 110kDa (gene CCP110). The transcript is spliced from 16 exons. Gene Ontology annotation, cellular component: centriole. The coding region runs from base 359 to 3385 and encodes 1008 amino acids. NCBI's taxonomy places the organism in Eukaryota, Metazoa, Chordata, Mammalia, Chiroptera, Vespertilionidae. The record is from RefSeq and is a predicted model, not a curated record. Gene Ontology annotation, biological process: regulation of cytokinesis; centrosome duplication; centriole replication.